AUGAAGUCAGUGUCACUGGUAAUAGGUGCUGUGUUUUUGGCGUUGUGCCUUACCAACGUGUUUGCCAGCGACGUGGAGGGUAAAGACAGGAAAGAGAAUAGAAAAGUGACCGCAACUUCACAUCAGUCCAAGGGCAUCAAAUCAUUCUAUUCAGGACGCAUUGUUAAUGGGAAGAACGGCGAUAUUGCAUCGUUCCCCUACAUAGUACACCUGCGAGUGAAUAACUUUGGUGCUUGUGGUGCAAGUAUUAUAACGCUCAAGCACGUCUUUACUGCUGCUCAUUGCCUGUAUAAGAAUCAGAAUGCUACCAAGAUCACACUAUACGGAGGCAGUACAACACAGACCAGAGGUGGGGUCAUGUUUCAGGCCAGCAAAAUCGUUAUCCAUCCAUACUACAACCCAGAAACACAUGAUUAUGAUGCGGCAAUAGUGGAAAUAAAAACUUCCUUCCAAGGAUACGACAAUAUUGCUCCGAUUGCUCUCCAAGAUACAGAAGUUCCUAGUGAUACUACAUGCUACGCGGCAGGCUGGGGGUUGAAUAACUAUGACAGAAGAACCACUCCUGACAAUCUGCAAUAUGCCACUCUGCAAGUAAUUACACAGCAGCAAUGCUCAGCAGCAUGGGGUAGUUAUGCCACACCACAAGUUAUUUGUGCCCAGCAAAACAAUAACGGUGAUGUAUGCAAAGGCGAUAGUGGAGGACCAUUCGUUUGUAACGGCAAGCUAACGGGUGCAACCUCUUACGGUGGUAUAGGUUGCCGGGGCAGAUUGCCGUCUGCAUUUGCUAAAGUUACUGCUCCAGCCAUUCGCGAAUUUAUUCGUAACACAGCAGGAAUUUAAGUACGAAUAAAACGGUUUACCACCAUGCUAGCUACAAUAACUUCUCUGUGAUUUCUACAAUAACGUGAUUUCACACAGCUCAGCAAAACCAAUGUUGCUAACAAUUCUUGGAUGAGUAGUAUACCAUUCAAAUCAACAUUAACAAACACUUUCAUAUCUGCGCAGCUGGGGUAUAUCUUCGCUCUUUUUAUUGCAAAUAUUUGUUUCAGAACAAUUCAGUUUUUUUGUGAAUACAUACUUGCAUGCCUUUCACUGAUAAACUGCCAUGAAUCUACCACGCAACGUGCCCGCAACGCCUACCAGCCAACCUGACAUAAGUACCUGUUAAUAUGUUGCUUCAUGCUCCAAACACUAUCCUUUAAUAAAUAUAAUCGACCGGUUUAAUUACUUA
Anopheles gambiae (African malaria mosquito) is the source of this 1231-nucleotide messenger RNA. Its product is annotated as trypsin delta. The transcript has 3 exons. NCBI's taxonomy places the organism in Eukaryota, Metazoa, Arthropoda, Insecta, Diptera, Culicidae. Gene Ontology annotation, biological process: proteolysis. The record is from RefSeq and is a predicted model, not a curated record. Bases 1 to 840 code for a protein of 279 amino acids. Gene Ontology annotation, molecular function: serine-type endopeptidase activity.